AUGAAGGGUUUUCAGGGUCUCACUAUUUGGCAGAAAUUACAAUUAUUCUACCAAGGGAUUCUGGGAAAUGGAGAUAAGAGGACAGACAAUUGGCUGUUGGUCUACUCUCCGUUGCCAAUCAGCUUCAUCUUUCUGUGCUACCUGCUCAUUAUAUGGGUGGGGCCAAAGCUGAUGGAGAAGAGGCAGCCAGUCAACCUUAAACCCAUCCUUAUGGUUUACAACUGUGCCAUGGUCUGCCUGUCUGCAUACAUGUUCUAUGAGUUUACAGCCUCUUCCUGGUUGGCCAAAUACAGUCUGCUGUGCCAGCCAGUGGACUACAGUGACAGCCCACUGGCCAUGAGGAUGGCCAGAGUGUGCUGGUGGUUCUACUUCUCCAAAGUUAUAGAGCUCAGUGACACUAUAUUUUUCAUCCUGAGGAAGAAGAACAGUCAGCUGACCUUCCUCCACGUCUACCAUCACGCCACUAUGAUCUUCAACUGGUGGGCUGGGGUUAAAUAUGUGGCUGGUGGCCAGUCUUUCCUGAUUGGUCUGAUCAACUCCCUGGUCCAUGUACUGAUGUAUCUGUACUACGCAUUGGCAGCUUUUGGACCGAGCAUGUCCAAGUACCUCUGGUGGAAGCGCUACCUCACCUCCCUGCAGCUGCUCCAGUUUUUCAUAGUAACCAUCCACACCACCUACAACCUGUUUGCUGACUGUGACUUCCCUGACUCCAUGAACAUUGUUGUGUUUGCCUACUCCCUCAGCCUCAUUGCUCUCUUCAGUAACUUCUACUACAACAGCUACCUCGCCAAGACAAAGACCAAGAAGACAUGA
This is a messenger RNA of Cottoperca gobio, 813 nucleotides long. RefSeq names its product ELOVL fatty acid elongase 8a (gene elovl8a). NCBI's taxonomy places the organism in Eukaryota, Metazoa, Chordata, Actinopteri, Perciformes, Bovichtidae. The transcript is spliced from 8 exons. Gene Ontology annotation, cellular component: endoplasmic reticulum membrane. The coding region runs from base 1 to 813 and encodes 270 amino acids. The record is from RefSeq and is a predicted model, not a curated record. Gene Ontology annotation, molecular function: fatty acid elongase activity. Gene Ontology annotation, biological process: sphingolipid biosynthetic process; fatty acid elongation, monounsaturated fatty acid; fatty acid elongation, saturated fatty acid.